Molecule: messenger RNA, 1104 nt
Organism: Penicillium crustosum
Lineage: Eukaryota; Fungi; Ascomycota; Eurotiomycetes; Eurotiales; Aspergillaceae
Product: alkene reductase
Exons: 1
Coding region: 1-1104 (367 amino acids)
Molecular function (GO): FMN binding; NADPH dehydrogenase activity
Source: RefSeq, a predicted model, not a curated record
AUGACAAGGCUCUUUGAACCACUCAAAAUCGGAGAUAUGUCUCUACAGCACCGGAUCGUAAUGGCCCCUCUCACGCGCUUCCGCGCGGAUGACAAUCAUGUCCAGUUGCCCAUGGCCGUGGAGUAUUACUGCCAGCGAGCAUCUGUUCCCGGCACACUCCUCAUUGCCGAAUCCUCGCUCAUAUCCCCUACCCACGGUGGGGUUCCCAAUGCACCUGGAGUGUGGAACGAUGCACAGAUCUCAGGCUGGAAAAACGUGGUGGACGCAGUCCAUGCACGUGGAUGCUACAUUGUUUGCCAAUUGCUUGCCCCAGGUCGCGCUGCAGAUGCGACUACUUUGCAGAAUGAAGGGGGCUACGGUAUUUUGUCAUCUAGCCCCAUCCCAUUGACAGAGGCUUUUCCUGCUCCCAAGUCAAUGUCAGAGGACCAAAUUCAAGGUGCUAUUGAAGAUUUCGCCACUGCAGCCAAAAACGCCAUUCGCGCGGGCUUUGAUGGUGUUGAAGUCCACGGUGCUAAUGGGUACCUUGUCGAUCAAUUCCUUCAGGACUCUUGCAAUAGGCGAACAGACCAAUGGGGUGGUAGCGUCCAGAACCGGGCACGAUUUGGAAUCCAAGUUGCAACGGCUAUUGUGAAUGCUAUCGGGGCAGAUAAAGUCGGCUACAGAAUUAGCCCCUGGAGCAGCUUCCAGGGUAUGGGAAUGGCGGAUCCUAUUCCCCAAUUCUCUUACCUGAUUGAGGAGCUGAAGGGUCUCAAGCUCGGAUAUCUUCAUGUUAUUGAAUCUCGAGUGAACAACAGCGUGGAUGUUGAAAAGACGGAGGGUAUUGAGUUUGCAUUGGAUAUCUGGGGCCAGACAUCGCCUGUUUUGGUCGCUGGCGGAUUUGAUGCGCAUUCCGCAAAAAAUGCAGUUGACAGUGAAUAUCGAAACAACGAUGUCGCAGUUGUGUUUGGGAGACACUUCCUCGCCAACCCAGAUCUACCAUUCCGCAUCCAGCACGGUCUCGAUUUGAAUAAGUAUCACCGGCCAAGCUUCUACACACCAAUGACUCGCACUGGAUACACCGAUUAUCCUUUCAGCGCCGGUUAUCUCGCCAGAAACAAUGUCUAG